GUCACAGCAAUCAACCAAGGAAGGAAGGAAGAAAGGAACGACUGCACCGGCCUCUCAGGAAGCUGAAAUCAAGCAUCAGGACCGAACGUCGCAAGAGCAGGACAAACAUGGCUUCCCAACCCGCGCUGCAUGCCAAGCAGCCAAUCUACCUCCGCUGUGAGAUGAAGCCGCACGAGCACCGCGCAGCGCUGACCCCCACAACAGCCAAGACCCUUAUCGAGCACGGCUGGGACGUUACCGUCGAGCGCGACCCACAGCGGAUUUUUGCGGACGAAGAGUAUGAAAAGGUCGGCUGCAAACUCUCGCCGCACAACACAUGGGACCAGGUGCCGCCGCACAUCCCGAUCAUUGGGCUGAAGGAGCUGCCAGCGCCCGGUCCGCCACUGCCGCACACGCACAUCCAGUUCGCACACUGCUUCAAGAAGCAAGCCGGCUGGGUCGACGUUCUGUCGCGCUUCAGGCAGGGCGGUGGAAAACUGUACGACCUCGAGUUCCUCGAGGACGCCAACGGUAGGCGUGUUGCCGCCUUCGGCUGGCACGCCGGGUUUGCCGGCGCGGCGCUCGGCCUGCUUGCGCUCGCCGAGCAGCUCGAGAGCGGCGGGCAGAAGCGCCUCGGCAAGCAGGUUCGCUACCCGAACGAGGGUGAGCUGGUCAAGUACGCGCGCGAGCGCAUCGAGGUCAUCCGCAAGCACAAAAAGGAUGGAAAGGUCAAGGCACUCGUCGUCGGCGCGCUCGGGCGGUGCGGACGCGGCGCGAUCGACUUCUUCGAAAAGGCCGGCCUGGCCAGUGACGACAUUGUCCGCUGGGACAUGCAGGAGACCGCUGCCAAGAGCGGGCCCUACCAAGAGAUGCUCGACGUCGACAUCUUCCUCAACGCCAUCUACCUCAACACGAAGAUCCCCGCGUUCCUCACCAAGGACUUUAUCGAGUCGGCCGGUGCCGAGCGCCGCCUUGGCGUUGUCGUCGACGUCAGUUGCGAUACAACGAACCCGAACAACCCGCUGCCGAUCUACGACAUCAACACGACCUUUGAUGAGCCCACCGUCGACGUCCCCCUCUCCGGCGCGGACGCAGCACAGAACCCGCUGACGGUCGUUUCGAUCGACCACCUACCGACGCUCCUGCCGCGCGAAGCGUCCGAGGGCUUCUCCAGUGACCUUCUCCCCUCAUUGCUGCAGCUCCCGUACGUCACCGGCGUCGCCGCCGCCGGAAAGGUCGCGGAGAGCCAUGUGGAAGGCAAGGGUGCCGUCUGGAAGCGCGCCGAGGAUCUGUUCAGGAAGCACCUUGCCGAGGCGGAGAAGGAGGGCGCGUGAGAGCCGCAAGACGCAGUGUGAUCCGCAUCCCCGCACGGAAGCUAUUGACAAAAAGAAAUUAAUAUUCCAUUGCACAU
This is a messenger RNA of Tilletiaria anomala UBC 951, 1390 nucleotides long. RefSeq names its product Formate/glycerate dehydrogenase catalytic domain-like protein. The transcript has 2 exons. Gene Ontology annotation, molecular function: saccharopine dehydrogenase (NAD+, L-lysine-forming) activity. NCBI's taxonomy places the organism in Eukaryota, Fungi, Basidiomycota, Exobasidiomycetes, Georgefischeriales, Tilletiariaceae. The record is from RefSeq and is a predicted model, not a curated record. Gene Ontology annotation, cellular component: cytoplasm. Bases 108 to 1313 code for a protein of 401 amino acids.